UACCGACGUCACGGGUGGGGCAUAUUUUCAGUUAUUCCAUCAGUUAAUCUUAGGUAUUGGUAAAGUGUAGUGAUUUUUCCAACCAUGAUCCUCACAAGAAUACAUUCAAACUCUUUUCAUCCAGAAAAUGAAGGAGCUAUUAUGUGGCCAUAUCGUACAACCCCCCUAGUACUACCGGGGGCAAAAGUGAAACCUGAUCAAACCAUCACUGAGUGUUACCUUCGUCAUCAUCCAAACCCAAACGUCAGAGCACGUCCUCACCACCUAGACGCAGACUAUUAUUAUAAACAAAAGGUUGCCGAUUCUGUACUACAAAGAAUUUCUACCGAUGAUCCUUCAAAGCAGGUGGUUCACAAGCAAUUUAAUUCUCCGAUUGGUCUCUACAGUGAUCCGAACAUAGCAGACACCCUUCAAAGACAAACCGGCGCUAACGUUUCUCGCCGUAACGUGAAAUACGAUCCAUCGAAAAGCGAAACCUACAAAGCGCUCCAAGAGCAAAGCUACUCCGAUCGCGUACACGAAGUGCCAGUCCCUCCACAAACCAGAAUUUAUACUCCAAUACCGGGCAAGAAACACCAUAACGCUACGCACCAUCAACCUUACCAGAACAAUACGAACUCAUUGGCAAGUCCCGAUGACGACGACAUCCAACAGAGCCACUCGUUCAAAAGACUAAUGUGGAGCGUCCUGCCCGAAACGGAUUACUAAACCCAUUUAGCCGAAAAUGUGAUGUUAACAUUUUUGUUUUAAGAAACAAUUUAGAAAUUCGUCUAACAACACAUUUUUGAAUUUUGUAAAUGCAAAAAAAACACCCUUGCAAACACGUAGAGCAAAUGAUGCAAUUUCUUAUAUCUAAGUUGUUGUUUUGCUUAGUUAUAUAAUCAUUCGCUUAAUAUUAACAUAAAAUUGUAUUUUUUUCAUUAACAUUAUCGAUGUUUUAUUUUUGAGAGUUUAUUUUUAUUUAUGAAAUAUUAUUAUACAUACAAAAAGGUACGAGUGAAAUCUAGUCAAAACUCUGGGCAUGGUCAGUGCCGCUUGUUAUUAGACUGUAAGUAAUUUUCUAAAAACUAUCCCAUGUAAUUAUAUUAUACUUUAAAAACAAGGAGUGUUGUAUAAGAUAUCUAUCAGCCUUAAAUAAAAAUGUAUUUAUUUUCA
Molecule: messenger RNA, 1155 nt
Organism: Photinus pyralis (common eastern firefly)
Lineage: Eukaryota; Metazoa; Arthropoda; Insecta; Coleoptera; Lampyridae
Product: PDZ and LIM domain protein Zasp-like
Exons: 6
Coding region: 85-708 (207 amino acids)
Source: RefSeq, a predicted model, not a curated record